CGGUGGUUUGUUGAUGUAAAAUGGUGGCCGGGCUGCGCGCAUGAAAACAACGAUGUUUAGACGAAAAUCUCGCGUUUAGUGAGUGCAAUCAGUGCGGAAAAUUAUUCUGCUCGCACAAUUGUGAGUGGUAAUAAUGCGUGCGUGAAUUUCGCGCGAUUGUGUAUUUGUUGCGCCUUUCUCGGUGCGUUUUAGUGUGCGUCGUAGAGGCGCAAAUCGGCAUCGCCAUGUUUCCCUGCCCAGCCCAGUGGUUCAUCCGAGCCGCACUGCUCUUUAUUGUCUUCGGCGACAUGCCGAUUGCACACGGAAAUCCUAUUGAUGUAGAUUUAGAACUCAACACGACAAUCGAGGUACUCGGCAACUACGAGCCAAACCAACUUCCAUUCGGCCAGAACAUCAGCAUCAUCUGCAAAACAAAAAUGGUCAAGAGUAAAAUCUGGUGGACGUUCAACGAUGAAAACAUCACAGAUAACAAUAGAUAUAUCAUUGAACACGACUCUGAGAACAUCAAUCCUCAAAAACACAGCAAACUGGAAGUCUCCAUCGUGCACAUCCUCAGCGUGGAUCUAAUCCACUCGGGGGUAUACACGUGUCAUGCAAUACAAGAAAUGGAAAUCGACAUCUCUAAAAUCACACUCAAUGUAACACUUCCACCUGGGGUCAUCAACGCCACCGGACCCAUCAAAACCAAACUACACCAAAAGGAAGAAAUCUCCUGCCUCAUCGAAGGAUAUCCUCUGGAGGAAAUCGGCUUCAUGAAGGACGAAGUCAUCAUCACCACGCAUCAAGAGACAAUCGUCACUAAACACCUCAACGAUACACUGCAUCAAGUCUCCUUGAUCAUCAGCGAGGUAACUAAGAAAGACAACGGAACAUACACCUGCUUUGCACGCAAUGUGUUCGGCUACAACGAUACUCAAGACAUAGCAAUUCUAGUGUUGGACAAACCCACAGUUACUCUAGAUUUUGUUAAAGCCAUUGGCAUGACGAAAAUUUAUCUUAACUGGACGGUGAAUGACGGUAACGAGCCACACAGCUUAAAAUAUACUCUACAAUAUAAAAGUUUGAAUGAUUCAAACUGGUUUUAUACCAAGGAUGUGAUUGGAGGUUAUAAUCGUUCGUGGGUAUUGGCAGAUUACUUUGAACCAGGCACAUCUUAUGUUAUACGAAUAAAAGCAGUAAACUCCGAAGGAGAAAGUCCGUAUUCCGAAAGUGAUAUAAUCGAGACACUCAAAGAAGAACCCAUAUUCAAAACGGAAGUAAAAGUUACCGGAUUAACUCUGAACACGAUUACAAUCUCAUGGAAAGAACCACCGGAGCAUUUAGUUGAUUAUGUGCAGAGUUAUAGAUUAAAAAGUCAGACAACAGGCGGUGAUGCCCUGGAAACAAUCAGUUUGAAUCCAGCGGAUAAUCUCUACAUGUUUUCCGGUUUAGCUGCCGCAACGACGUAUUACUUCCAAGUGUCUGCUUGUAAUGAAUACAGCGGAGAGUGUGGACCAUGGUCGGAUCAAGUCAACGGUACAACCAUGGAUGGGAUAUCAGGACCACCGGAACACGUCCAAGUUGAAUGUAGGUUUGAUAAUAUAAGUCAGACUAAUAUGGUGUUAGUAUCAUGGAAACCACCAGGCAACCCGCAUGGCACCAUUAUGUCUUACAAUGUGAACCUGGUAAGCAAUGCGUCUUUUAUUAAUGAACAAGGUUUAUUGGAGACUACAACCUGGGGACCCAAGGCCACCUCAGUAAAACAGGAUAAUCUCAAAGCAAAGUUUCAUAAUGUUAGCGCUAAUACAAAUUAUACAGUGCGGAUAUCCGCUGUGACGAAAACAAAAAAGAAUGGCGAUGUUGUAGAGAAGCAAUGUACUAUGCCACCGACUGUUCCGGAUAAAAAACGCCUAAGUAGGUUGUCAUGGCGGAAAAUGGAGGAACAAGGUAGGUGGAUUUUUAAACUGUCGAUGCCCAGGGUUUCCGAACGCAAUGGACCUAUCUGUUGUUAUCGUGUUUAUCUUGUGAAAAUGGAAUCACAACAGAAAUUGUCUGAGUUACCUAGUCCUGAAGAACUUGAUGUGGUUUCCUAUCAAGAAGCGCAUAGAACUCCCAAAGGUGGCGCUUAUGUCGCUGAGAUGUUUACAAGCUCCACGUUUCAUAACGAAGUCUUUUUGGGUGAUGAUAUGGUUUAUAAUGUCAGCGCAACUGGGUGUGAUCAAUGCAUAGGUCUUAGACCUUAUAUGAAUCCACCGAAGGAUAAAGACAUUAAACAUAACCUAAAUGUUCAUCAAUCUGUCACAGUGAGUGAUUCUGAGAGUACUGAUGGUGUUUCGGAUGACAUAACCUCAACUGCUACUACAACCGAGAAUGUUAGUUUCAUUGAGAGUAAUCGUGUUAGAAGACAGAAUGCGCUUCCGGAACCACUUCCGCCUUUUGAUGGUACACUUGAUAUCAACGCUAAUUAUACCAGUUUUGUUGAGGUUAUUGUCUACGGUCAGUUAGAUGGCGCUGUAAUGGCUGCCUAUAGUAAUUACCUGAUGAUGAUGCACCCUGGACCGGAAGUAGUUGAAGCCCCACCUUCUAGUAGCAUGAGUCUGGUGGUUCAAAUACUCAGCGGGUUGAUUGUUAUUGCGUUGAUUCUCUUGACGGUGUUGUGUCUUUUACAUCAGUAUACUAAACAAGCGCAUGCGCAGGCGGUUGAGAUGAUAACAUUCAGGACAUCGUUGAGGAAUCUCCGUGGUCGUCAACGAUUGGUUUCUUUGAACCCGCCGGAUAUGUGUCCGAUUACAAAAAGUGAACUGGUGUCUGCUUACAUUGAACAUCACCGUGAUUCUGACUAUGGCUUCCAACAGGAGUUUGAACUGCUUCCUGAUAGGUUCAAUGAUCGUACUACAAGGUCAUCGGAUGCUAGAGAGAAUGUCUACAAGAAUCGCUACCCGGAUAUUAAGAGUUAUGAUCAGACCAGGGUGAAAAUCUCACAGGUUGAUAGCAUUGCUGGUUCGGAUUACAUCAAUGCCAAUUUUGUCCUGGGAUACAAGGAGCGUAAGAAGUUUAUUUGUGCACAAGGACCCAUGGAUACCACGGUGAAUGAGUUCUGGAGAAUGAUCUGGGAACAACAUCUAGAACUGAUUCUAAUGUUGACUAAUCUUGAAGAGUACAGCAAAACGAAAUGCGCGAAAUACUGGCCGGAUAAGAGUGAGAUUGACAAGGUAUUCGGUGAGAUUACGGUUAAUCAUGUACAGGAAACACGGUUUUCUGAUUAUAUCGUCAGGGAGUUGAGAAUUUCACGCGCUGGGUCCCGGGAUAAGGAGGAGCGUACCAUUACACAGUAUCAUUAUUUGGUGUGGAAGGAUUUCAUGGCGCCGGAACACCCGCAUGGCAUUUUGAAGUUUAUUAAAAGAAUGAACGAGGCACACUCUCCUGAGAGAGGGAGUAUUCUUGUGCAUUGUAGCGCUGGUGUGGGGCGUACAGGGACUUUGGUUGCUUUGGAUUGUUUACUGCAGCAGUUGAGGGAGGAGGGACACGUGGCCAUCUUUAAUACAAUCUGCGAUUUGCGACAUCAACGAAAUUUCUUGGUUCAAUCAUUGAAACAAUACAUCUUCAUUUAUCGCGCACUCAUGGAAGUUGCACAAUAUGGCGACACUGAAAUUCCUGCAACUGAAUUGAAGUCAACCGUAGAAAAACUGCGACAAUGUGAGAAGGAUAAAAAUCGAACCAGAAUGGAGGAAGAAUUUGAGAAUAUAAAGAACGCAUAUGAAGAUAGAAAAUCAUGUUCAGUCGCGUGUGGCGAAGAAAACGCCGAGAAAAACCGUUCGGAUACAGUCCUCCCCUACGAUCGUAACCGUGUCAUACUCACACCCCUUUCCGGCAAGGAACACUCCACCUACAUCAAUGCCUCUUUCAUCGAAGGUUACGACAACUCAGAGUCAUUCAUCAUUGCGCAGGAUCCACUUGAACACACCAUACCCGACUUUUGGCGUAUGGUCUCCGAGCAGGGUAUUAGCGUGGUGGUGAUGCUCUCAGAGCUCGGUGAGGGUAAAUGUCCGCGUUAUUGGCCUGACGAUGAUGUCGCCUAUGAUCACAUUGCCGUGCGCUACGUACAAUCAGAGAACUGCCCGUAUUAUACGCGCAGAGAGAUGUACGUGAAGAGUCGCGACGGCGAUGACUUCCGCGUUAUUCACCUGCAGUAUCAUGGCUGGCCGACGGUCGAUGGCGAAGUUCCGGAAGUGACGCGUGGGUUGAUUGAAUUAGUUGAUCAUGCACACGGCGCAUUACAACAACACGGGUCGCCUACUUCCAUGGUGGUGCAUUGUGACCUUGGCUCGGAUAGGAGUUCCAUGUUUGUUGCGUUGAGCGUGCUCGUACAGCAGCUGCGUAUUGAGAAACGUGUGGAUAUUUUUACAACUGUGAGAAAGUUGAGAUCGCAGAGGCAACAACUUAUCACUACUUAUGCACAAUACGAAUUUCUACAUCGAGCCAUUGUGAAUUAUGCCGAGCUGCACAAUCUCUGCGAGACAUAAUUCUCCACGCUGAAGGUUUGUAGCAUAAACUGCUAGUUGCGGUGGUUGACAUAACCUCAAUUGGCGCUUAACCAAAAAUAUUUUGUAACUCGACAACGUACAAAACUUCUAUUGAAACUAUUUACUCCCAUAUUGUAUCUACUUUUACACGAUUUCGAUUUGCGAGAGAAGAAACACGAAAUUUGCGUACCAAAAAUGAAAGUAACGAGAGACUCAACGACCAAAGGUGAUUUUUUUUUUUUGUAAGAAACCUAAGCGAAACAAUGUUUUUGUUUGCCAUAAUAUAUGAAGUAAGCAGCGUUCGCUAAAAUUUGCUCACAUUUCCUAAUACUCAAGCCAAAAACAAAGUCACAAAAUAUUUUUUGUAAAAAUUAAGGGUGCCAUAACAUAACCUACCAUGUAUAUGUACUAAGGCAGAAAAAAGAAACAAUUAUGAGUCUGAAAUAUUUAAAAUUUAAACGAUCGGAGGAGGUUUUUGAACAAGUCAGUUUUAAAUGUAUAAAAAAAAAAUAAGGUGAAAGAUUGCUGGGUGCUUACUGUCUACUCAAGUGACAAAUAUGUGUAACAUUUCUAGUUGAUUCAAUAACCGAUAGUUAAAAAACUUAAUCAUAGACUAGAAAUAAUUAUUUCAAUUUGUUUGUUUGAUUGUCAAAAAUUCAUAUUUUGCUACGCUGCUCAUAUGUGUAAGCAACCCAACACACACGUACACAUUCCAGUGUUUUCCAUUUUUCUGUAGGCGUAUUUAUUGCAUAUGUAAAAAAAUAUUUAUAACAAUUUAUGAUAUUGUACGGUUCGACGUUUGCAUCGCAUGGAUGGAAGUAUUUUGACGGCGACGCCAUUUUAUUAGCACUUAAACUGCUAGAAAUAUUUUUACUUGUGUUAUUUAGUCAAAGUCGGCCAUUUUGAUAGCUGCAAAAUUCAUCCAUCCAUGCAUCAAGAUCCAACCAUAUUAUGACGUCAUUUUGCGUAGUUUUUGUAUUUUUGUAACCGAAACUCAACAAGACGGAAAAAAGCUUAAGCAAUACGUGUUACCAGUGAUUGUAACUUACUCAAACUACUUCUUACUCACACUUCUUAUUGAGAUUAUUGUGUCAUAUUUUAAACCAAUGUAAAAUAUGUAGGUAUUGUAUUUUUGUUUUAACUUUCGUUGUUGUUUGUAAAAAUAGCUUGGAUGUCACUUAGUUUACUUCACUCACUCUCUUGAUGACUUAUUGAAAUAUUGAAAUAUCAAAUCUCAUGAUAUCACCGUCUAACAAAGUAAUUGUAAUCGUGUGUACAUAUAUAAGUCCGUUUGUUUUAUUUUUGAUGUUUGUUUAACUAGUUGUUAGUCGAUUCAUUCAUACUUGUAAUCGUCAAUAAUUAGCGAGGACGCCAUCUUGUGUGAUGCGCAUGCGCAUAUAAUAUGAUACUAUAUGACAUGAUAAUACGUAGGACACAAAUAUUUAUUUAUUAUUUUUUGAUAUUUGUAUAUUAUUUUUUGAUUAUUAUAUUGCUUUUUUGAUAUAAUAAAAUUAUAAAUCUUUAGGAAUAAAUAAAAUUAAAUAAA
Molecule: messenger RNA, 6048 nt
Organism: Dalotia coriaria
Lineage: Eukaryota; Metazoa; Arthropoda; Insecta; Coleoptera; Staphylinidae
Gene: Ptp69D
Product: Protein tyrosine phosphatase 69D
Exons: 6
Coding region: 225-4502 (1425 amino acids)
Biological process (GO): protein dephosphorylation
Molecular function (GO): protein tyrosine phosphatase activity; protein binding
Source: RefSeq, a predicted model, not a curated record